Messenger RNA from Nestor notabilis (Kea), 872 nucleotides. RefSeq names its product phospholipid transfer protein (gene PLTP). The annotation marks the transcript as partial. The transcript is spliced from 8 exons. Lineage: Eukaryota; Metazoa; Chordata; Aves; Psittaciformes; Psittacidae. Gene Ontology annotation, biological process: phospholipid transport; high-density lipoprotein particle remodeling; ceramide transport. Gene Ontology annotation, molecular function: diacylglycerol binding; phosphatidic acid transfer activity; phosphatidylcholine intramembrane carrier activity. The record is from RefSeq and is a predicted model, not a curated record.
UGAAGCAGGAGGGGCUGCGCUUCGUGGAGCAGGAGCUGCAGAACAUCACGGUGUCAGACCUGCACGGGAAGGAGGGACAGUUCCACUACAACAUCAGCCACUACGACAUCGGGUCCAUCAAUGCCUCCGCGGAUGGUGUCCACAUCCACACAGUGCUGCAGCUGGCCAAGGACGAGGCCGGGCGCCUCAAGAUCUCCAACAUCACCUGCAAUGCCUCCAUUGUCAGGAUGCAUGCAGGCUUAUCCCNGUCCUGCAGGAAGGUCUACGAGUUCCUGAGCACCUUCAUUGUCACAGGGAUGCGCUUCCUCCUCAGCCAGCAGAUCUGCCCGUCGCUGGAGCAUGCCAGCCUGGUGCUGCUCAACUCCGUGCUGGACACGGUGCCGGUGAGGAACUAUGUGGAUGAGCAUAUUGGGAUUGACUACUCCCUCCUGCGGGAUCCGGCUGUCUCCAUGGACACUCUUGACCUAGACUUCAAGGGCAUGUUCUUCCCACGUGCAAAAGAGAACCAGGAGCUGGAGAACCACGCGGUGGAGCCGGUGAUCAAGGAGACCGAGCGCAUGGUCUAUGUUGCCUUCUCCGAGUACUUCUUCGACUCGGCCAUGCAUGCGUACUUCCAGGCGGGUGUGCUGGCCAUCGAGCUCCAGGGGGAGAAGGUGCCCAAGGACCUGGAUGUUUUGCUGAGAGCCACCUUCUUCGGGACCAUCUUCAUGCUGACCCACUGUGGAUGCACGCUGCGGCUGGUGCUGCAGGUCUCAGCUCCCCCCCGCUGCAUCAUCAAACCCUCUGGCACCUCUGUCUCCGUCUCUGCCUUCCUCAACAUCUCACUGGUGCCGCCGGGCCGCCCAGCUGUGCAGCUCUCCAGCAUGGCCAUG